Rhododendron vialii is the source of this 1747-nucleotide messenger RNA. Its product is annotated as zinc finger BED domain-containing protein DAYSLEEPER-like. The coding region runs from base 351 to 1088 and encodes 245 amino acids. Lineage: Eukaryota; Viridiplantae; Streptophyta; Magnoliopsida; Ericales; Ericaceae. The record is from RefSeq and is a predicted model, not a curated record. Gene Ontology annotation, molecular function: DNA binding. The transcript is spliced from 3 exons.
AGAAAGACCAAAUAUAGGAAGACCACCAUUUUAAAUCACGAGUUCUUGCAUGUAAGAUGUUCGACACACAUCUUAAAUCUAAUCGUACGUGAGGGAUUGCAAGAGAUUGAUGUCCCAAUUGCAAGGGUGCGCAAUAUGGUGAGAUAUGUGAGGUCUUUCCCAUCUUGAAUGGCGGAAUUUUGGUCAUGUGUUGAGAAGGAGAAAAUUGUGUGUAGACUUAAACAUUGUUUGGAUGUGUCUACUCGAUGGAACUAUACAUAUUUCAUGUUGGAGAGAGCUUUAACUUAUCAAAAGGCCUUUGAUCGAUUGUGUGAUGAUCCGAACUUUAAUUAAAUGUAAGCGAGGAGGAGAUGGACAAGAAUUUUGAUGAUGUUGAUGGUUUUGAGGGUAUAGGUAGGGUAAUUCAAAUUGAGAAGAGAGAAAAAAAAGAGGGGGGGAAAGGGCGGAAGGAGUACGUUGGGCCUCCAAGUUCAAGUGAUUGUGAAAAGAUUAAGUUGUACGUAAAGUUUCUUCGAGUGUUUUACGUUGCAACUUUGAAAUUUUCGGGUUCUUUGUACGUCACUUGCAAUGUUUUUUGUGAUGAAAUGGUGUUGAUUCAACAAGACAUUAUGAAGUUGUGUGAAAACGAGGAUAGUAAUUUGUAUGAUUUGGCAAAGAGUAUGCGUAAGAAGUUUGACAAGUAUUUGGGAGAUUUUGAUAAGAUUAAUCUAAGGAUGAUGUUUGCGGUUGUUCUUGAUCCUCGAUGCAAAAUUGCAUUUUUUGAGUAUUGCUUGCAAAAUACCUUAGGCUAUGAUAAGGCAAUUGUUGGUGAGUUCAUGGAUAGGUUAAGAAGUGAAAUUACCCGUUUAUUUGGAUGGUAUGUGAAGCAUAAUGGUAGCUUGAAUGUGCGUAACAAAGAGGUUGGGGGAUCAUCGGACACCGUAGAUUUGGAUGGACUUGAAACGGACAUUGGUAAUCAUAAAUUUUUGAAAUCUCAAUUUAAGAUGCACAAACAAAAGGAAGGCAACAUGGCAAGCAAAACGGAAUUGGAAAAGUAUCUUGUGGAAACUAGUGAGGAUGAUUGUGACAACUUUGAUGUACUUCGUUAGUGGAAGUUAAACUCUUCGAAGUAUCCAAUUGUCUCUCAAAUGGCACGAGAUGUGCUAGCAAUUUCCGUGUCCACGGUAGCCUCCAAAUCCGCUUUUAGCACGGGCGGACGUGUCAUUGAUCCUUAUCGAAGUUCUCUCUUUCCAAAAACCGUGGAAGCACUAAUUUGCACACAACAAUGGAUUAAGAAACCAACCAAGAUCAAUAUAAGAGAACAACUUGAUGAAUUGGAGGCAUUAGAUUCGGUUGUCUUGGAAUCAAGUGAUAAGGACUAAGGGGUUGAUGCUUGGAUUGAGAAGUUCUAUCAUGGGUACACAAAUGGUAUGGCUUGAUAUGUUGAGGUGGUGAUGGCGAAAUGUUUUGAAUUGGUGAUGUUUUGGUAGUGAAUUUGAAAUGUUUUGUAAACUUUUAAUGUUAAUUUCGUGUUGUAUUUUGUAAUGAAACUAAUGUAAUGAACGGUGAAUGGUGACUCCGUGACUGUGACUGUGAAGGGUGACUGGUCAAAAAAAAAAGUAGUGAAGGCCUGAAGGGUGACUGUGUUUUAUUUGGAUAGAUCCUCGUGAAUAUUGACAUCAAUGGGGUUUCUGUUUUUGUUAUUUGAUUUUGUUUCUUAUGUUUGCUCGGGUGUCUGGGAAUACCCAUCAUAGGGAUUCAUAUUGCC